This is a messenger RNA of Fundulus heteroclitus (mummichog), 1150 nucleotides long. RefSeq lists its product as uncharacterized. The transcript has 2 exons. NCBI's taxonomy places the organism in Eukaryota, Metazoa, Chordata, Actinopteri, Cyprinodontiformes, Fundulidae. The record is from RefSeq and is a predicted model, not a curated record. The coding region runs from base 173 to 1111 and encodes 312 amino acids.
UAACCCUCCUGUUAUGUUGCGGGUCAAAUUGACCCGUUUUAAAGUUUGAAGAUCUAGGAAAAAUAGUUAAAAGUAUUUUUUUAGUAUGAAACUUCUUCUGCUUGCCUUAAAUAGUGUAAUCAACAUAUAAUUUGAAAAUGGUUCAUUUCACAUUUUUGCAACCACCCCCUGCAUGUUUAUAUCACAUAGAUACUGUUCGGGUCAAUUUGACCCAGCAGUCAAACUGGAGGUAAAAGGGGGUCAGAAAUGUCAGACUAUUUCUUUCUUUGCAACUGUGAGACAUGUUUCACCACAAUCACACACACACACACACACACACACACACACACACACACACACACACACAGUGGAUGAAAGACUGGUGGCAUUCAGAGGUCACUGCCCAUUUAGGCAAUACAUGCCUUCCAAACCAGCUAAAUAUGGGAUAAAAAUCAGGGCAGCAUGUGUUGCAAACACCAGCUAUGCAUUGAGCAUGCAGGUUUACACUGGAAAGCCGGUUGGAGGAGCCCCAGAGAAGAAUCAGGGCACAAGGGUAGUGCUCGACAUGGCACAGGGUCUCAGGGGACAGAACAUAACCUGUGACAAUUUUUUCACAAACUACAACUUGGGUCAGGAUCUUCUAAAGAGAAAGCUCACAAUGGUCGGAACUUUGUCUAGGUUAGACAACCUAGACAAAGUGACAAGUUCCUACAGCACCGAACGGAUGACUGCGCACUGGCCAUUGGUCAUCUUUUAUAACAUGAUCGAUGCAUUAGCCUACAAUGCAUUUAUCAUCUGGAUGGAGAUAUUUCCUGACUGGAAUGUGUCAAAGCUGUACAAGAGGCGCAUCUUUCUCGAGGAGCUGGGGAAGGAGCUUGUGACACCGCACAUCCAAUGGAGGCAGCACCUGCCAAGGACCACAGCCGCUGCAGCCACGGUGAGGGAGAUCCAGGAGAGGACGGCAUCAAGUACACCAAUACGUGAGGUUGCUGCUGAGGGGAAAAGAAAGAGGAAGAGGAGCCAGGUCUGCAGGCCAUCUGACGAUGUCAAGACAAGCAUGACCUGCGUGAAAUGUGCAAAAUUCAUUUGCACAAAGCACAGUGUGAUGACAUGUCACUCCUGUGCUGUGUAGAUGUACAGACAGGCAGACAGACAGAAAGACACACACGCA